Molecule: messenger RNA, 595 nt
Organism: Paramecium sonneborni
Lineage: Eukaryota; Ciliophora; Oligohymenophorea; Peniculida; Parameciidae
Source: the annotation of a GenBank genome assembly
AUGUCAAAUUGCCAGCAAAAAUUUGAUUCUAACUUUUACACAAAAUUAAAUAAUUUAGAAUAAAGAUUCUAUUAAUUAGAAGCAGAUAAAGAAGAUUUAGAACAAUUAAUAUUAAGUAUAGGAGAGCUUGUUAUGUUUUAUGAUUUAAAGAAGGAUCCAAUCAAACAAUAUUUUAUAGAAAAAAUGUAAUUUAUCCUAUCAAGACCAUUUACAUUGUUAAAUUUGAGAGAUAAAUAAGUUCUAAACUAAAAUAAAACACCUAUAACCCAUAGACAUUAACAUAAUUUUUCAUUACCAGUAUUAAAGUUGGAAAAAUAAGCAUAAGUUCAGUCAGAUUUAAAUAACAGUAUUGAGAAGAUAAAAACAAUGUAGGAAGUAGAAAAUUAUCUAAUUAUAGGAAUAUGAAAUGUAAUAAAAAGACUAAGAGGAACUGAUUCACCAUGAUAUUGAUAAUUAAAUGAGUGCUUUUAAAAAAAAGAUUAUAAAUAGAUAAUAAAAAAGAAAAAGCCAUAAUCAUUUAAAUCAUUCUUCUAUUUUUGCUUCAAUUUAAAAAUUAAAUGAAACAAAAACAAGUGAUGAAGAAUAAACAAAAUGA